AUGCUUGAAAUUAGGAUAGUUUUUACUUUACAAAUCAAAUCAAAUGGUGUUUGUUGGCAGAUAUUCAGCAAUGGGAAAUACAAGAGUGUGAAGCAUAGAGCUGUUGUGAAUAACCAAGCAACAAGAAUUUCAGUUGUUAAAGCCAAUGGUCCAGCACCAGAUGCCAUUGUUUGUCCAGCUUCACCAUUAGUACAAAGAGAUGGGCGUCCACUGUAUCGGCCAUUCAAAUACAUAGAAUAUGUAGAAACACAGCUCAGUAAUACAGUAGAAGGCAAAGUGAACUUGGAUUAUGCGAAGAUCCAAGACAACUAG
Molecule: messenger RNA, 312 nt
Organism: Fraxinus pennsylvanica
Lineage: Eukaryota; Viridiplantae; Streptophyta; Magnoliopsida; Lamiales; Oleaceae
Source: the annotation of a GenBank genome assembly